This is a messenger RNA of Pyricularia grisea, 2382 nucleotides long. RefSeq lists its product as uncharacterized. Lineage: Eukaryota; Fungi; Ascomycota; Sordariomycetes; Magnaporthales; Pyriculariaceae. The transcript has a single exon. The coding region runs from base 1 to 2382 and encodes 793 amino acids. The record is from RefSeq and is a predicted model, not a curated record.
AUGUCAUCAAACUCAAAUUUGCCUCAGGGUGCCUUCUUCACCAACAUCGGCGGGAAGAGGUGUACCGCGAUUCCAAAGAACAGUGGUGGCAACAAUGGCAACACUCGUGGGGGAACUCGGGGAGGGGGCAACACUGGGGGUCGGACUUCAGCUGCGCCGUCGCGAACGCGGGCUAGGAAUACGAGUGUAGCAUCAAUCAGUACGACGCACUCUCCAUCGUCACUACCCCCAGCUCAGACAACCCUCAGCACCACCACCACCACACCUCCGCCUCCUCCACCAGCGCCUACAGAGACACCGUCUACAUCAACGCCGGAGCCGGCACGGUCGACACCGGCGUCGGAAGUCCCCCCUCCCGCACUCGCUGCCCCUGCUCCCGCCUCGUCCUCUGACUCGUCCUCUGUUGCGCCUGUAACCACUACCCCCGCUGCUUCUACCACCCAACCAACCCCCGUCCAAUCCCAACCAACUCCUUCACAACCCGCUCCUGCUCAAGAAGGAGCAACUGAUGGUGGGGCUGGGUCUGGGGCUGGGUCUGGGUCUGGAACUGGAAACGGGACCGGCACCGGGACUGGAAACGGGACCGGCACCGGGACUGGGACCGGGGGCGAGGCCGCUGCGUCACAGCCUGCCGCACAGAGCACUCCCCCGGCUGCAGCGCCGGCCGCGUCGUCUGAAAGCACACCAAUAGCCAGUUUCUCUGUCAUUGGGGACGGUGUCGGCACUUCAGCCGUAUCAUCUGCAUUGCCACCAGCACAGCCUGCACAAAGCCCAAGCCCAGAAGCUGAUCUUAAAGACCCAGCAGCUACCACCGCAUCACUGCAGCCGAGCUCAACAUCUGCGCCUGCGGCAGACGCAACGAGCACCCCAGCCGCCCCGGGAACCUCUCCCCUGCCCAUAGCUGCCGAACCAACACCCUCCUCAAGCCCCGGUGCGACGCCGGCGAUCACUACAAUUGGCACUGCUCAGCCGACAGAUAGCGGUGCCACUAACUCUGGCAGCGGAACCGGCACUGGUUCGGGUGCCGGCGCCGGCAUCAACAAUAACAACAACCCGACAGUCAGCGCAGUGCCAGCCAGUGGCAACGAUGGGGACGGUAACAAGAUGACCGUGGCAGUUGCCGGAGGCGUGGUCGGCGGCGUGAUCCUGAUCAGCCUGAUCGCCUUCUUGAUAUGGUUCCUCAGGAAGAGGCAGCUCAAGAAGAGGAGGAGCACGCUUUUGACACCAUUGUCGACCGGUACAGGUCCGGGCUUCCCUGCCGAUAAAUCUUACGUUAUCAACCGCGGCAGUAUUGGUCCGACGGCUCGAACCGAGAAACUCAAGGCAUCUGUUGCAUAUGGCAUUGGCAAGGUCAAGGAGCGCGUCAACUCUUUCGUCUCCCGCGGGAACGGCUCGAGUGGAGGCGUCAACAUGAAUCGCGGAAACUCGCAGUUUAUGGAGAACACCAGCCCGACCCUGUCAAGAUCGAACAGCAUCGCCUCACGACAUGCAGAUGGAGGCGUCAAGGGAUGGUGGGGAGGAGUGGCUGCGGCAGGCAUGUUCAAGCGGAACAAGAAGGAGGAUACUGGGGAUCCGUUCGGAAGCGUGCAGGAAAAGAAGGCUCCAAUGACUGCCGGCAACGUAACUGCGCAGCCAGACUUCCUCACUCUCCUGGGUAUGGAUGAUCGGGAGCUUCAGCGUGAGGCGCAGAGGAAGAGGGCCAGCCGAAACGGCAGCGCCUCUUCCACCGAUCACUUCCUUGGUAAUCUGGGCCUAAGCUUUAACAAUAGCAACGGUGGCGGUGAUGACCCCUUCGCCGACUCGAAUUCUCUACCACAUCAGAGUGCAAAGCCAGCGCCACUAAAACCAGGCGGUAGCAGCGGCAACAGUGAUCCUUUCUCCGACGCCAACCAGAUACCCGCAGCAGCCGCCACCAAGCCAUCUACCUAUGUUGAGAACGUCCGUAGUUCUCGUGGCUCGUCCAUCGGAAGGCUAGACAGCUUCUAUCAGCGCGAGUCUGUGAACAGUGUAGAGAGCUUCGAGACGAGACGUAAUAAGUUCCGAUCCGACCCAUUCGACCUCGAACGGCCAGAGCUCCUAGGUCGCAGCCAAGGCAGCAACAAUUUCGGUAUGCUAGGCGGCGACGUCCCACGGCUCAGCAGCGCCAUACCAGGAAUCGCCAUCAAGCCGCCCCGGUCAGUUCACCAGAGAUCCGAGAGCUUCACGUCCAAGUACUCGAGCGGCGUGAGCUUGGGUGACUGGAGCGACCCGGGUCCCGAUAUUGGGCCGGGCAGCAGUCGUCAGGACCUGCCCGAAAUGCUUAGGGAAGAAUCGCCUACACAGGGAAUCAACUCAAGGCGAUCUCCCAGCAAUGCCAGCACUGGCGUUGGAAAGGCGAUGUGA